AUGAGUUCCUCAACACCAUUCUCGUCGCUCUUCGUGUCGCCAGCGGAAUUGCAUAAUGCCUUGUCCGACUCUUCGAGUGCCUUUCGGGUGAUUCCCCUGACUGCGGGGAGGAAUUCGUCGAUGCAAUCCUUUGAAUCGCAACAUAUACCAGAUUCUGUAUUCUUCAACAUGGAUAUAAUCAGAGACACUACUUCCCGGUAUCCAAUGAUGCUACCCACACCAACCCAGUUUGCCAAGUACAUGUCUGAGCUGCAAAUCACCCCAAACGAUGUCCUGGUCGUCUAUGAUCCGAUGGAACCGGGGUUCUACUCCUCUCCGCGAGUGGCAUGGACGUGCCAAUACUUCGGCCACAGAGCCGUUCAUGUCUUGAAUACUUUUCCCCGUUAUGUCGAAGAGGGGUUCCCCGUUGUCACUGGGAAGGUAUCAACGCCGGUCAGCUCCACGACGAAAGUGACAUACCCCGAGCAGCAAGUGUCCGAAUCGAGGAAUGUCAUUUCUUUCGAAGAAGUGUGCGAUAUCAUCGCAGACCCGAUUCAAACGGAACAGGUCCAAAUCAUCGAUUCAAGACCCAGUGCACGCUUCUCUGGCCCACCCGAUCCUGAGCCAUCGGCCUUGCCGGUGGGCCAUAUCCCGUCUGCAAUCAAUGUGCCCUUUUCAUCGUUGCUGGGACCCGAUAAAAAGGUUUUGUCCCCGGCAGAACUCACGGAGCUAUUUAACAAGGCUGGGGUGAAAGAGAAUGUGCCGACUGUGUUGUAUUGCAAUACCGGUGUUACUGCAGCGGGACUGGAUUUGGCAUUGAGUGCUAGCGGUUUGAAUAUUAGGACGAGACUUUAUGAUGGGAGUUGGAGCGAAUGGAGUAAGAGGGCUGAGAAUGAAGGUAUGAUGGUUACAGAGUCCUGA
This is a messenger RNA of Penicillium cataractarum, 900 nucleotides long. Its product is annotated as sulfurtransferase. Gene Ontology annotation, biological process: transsulfuration. Gene Ontology annotation, molecular function: thiosulfate-cyanide sulfurtransferase activity. The transcript has 2 exons. Lineage: Eukaryota; Fungi; Ascomycota; Eurotiomycetes; Eurotiales; Aspergillaceae. The record is from RefSeq and is a predicted model, not a curated record. The coding region runs from base 1 to 900 and encodes 299 amino acids. Gene Ontology annotation, cellular component: mitochondrion.